AUGAUCAUCCUCGGUAUGACUUCCGCAAGCUGGAUCAUCGUCCUACUCCACUGGAGUCUCCUCAUACCGUCUCUUCAAGCAGAAGGAACCAAUAGUUCUGCGCCGCUCAGCAUCCCGGAGAGUCCUCCUGGGCAUACUGUCGACGCCGAUGUGGCCGGUCUAUCAUCUCCGGGGCGGUCUCUGAAUCACUCCUCUGUUCCCUUUGCGAAUAGGUCUAGAGUCGAUGCGCCAUGCAACACCGAUCAGAAUCCCUCUUGUGCCGGCGUUCCCCAAUUCGAGGCGCUUUGUUGCCCGGCUCCGAGUCUCUGCUACUGUAUGGGCCGAAUCGGCAAGGCACACCGGCCUGUUGUCCAGCAGUUUGAGGAGCUCUGUUGCCCAGCUCCGAAUCUCUGCUACUGGGCCGAUCGACAAGGCACACCGGCGUGUUGUCCAGCAGGUCAGGUCUGUCCUCCGGCUUCUCCUCUACCCCAAACUUCAUCGUCUCCUCCGCCACCUCCUUCGCCACCUUCUGAAACAGCUGGCUCCGGACCUGUUAUAGUACCUGUUCCGGUUCCACUACUUCCUCCAGCACCACCCCCACCUCCGCCUCCUCCUCCUCCUCCCCCUCCACCUGGACCACCAGAUCCACCUCAAACCACCGUACCGCCACCAACGGCCACCACCAACAAACCUGACGCGACUUCAUUCAAGUGCAAAUCCCUCUCACCGGUUGGCACAACUCCCACGAGCCGAACUUGGACAGCGACUGAUACCGUGACUUGCGAUGGAGACAUUUACCCACAGGCAUGCUUACAUUAUAGCUCUGUUCAACGCCGACCCACUGGCGAUGCAUCGAUUCUGAGCUGCCCCUAUCCAAGAUACGCGAAGGAGACUCAAGUUCCGCGGCCUGAAGUCGAGUCUUACUCUCGAGAUCAUAAUGAGGCAUGGCAAUCGUGGAUCCCCUAUUGGCCCACGACGCCGAGAGCGGGCAGAAAGACGAAACCAAAGGCGCUAUGCGAUCGGGACGAGUACCCCCCCGCACAUUUCAUGCAGGGCGCCAACGGCUCCGCAAACACCAGAGCCAACUCGAAAACAACGAGCGUCUGGAUACGAUAUCUCCCCGCGUACGAGAACCGUGGAGCCGGGAAUUUGUGGAAAGGUUUCUGCGACAGAAGCGCCGUCAGCACGGAGACAAUUACGAGUCCACCGGACAAAGACGGUGUUUGCACAAUUCAGCGGGAGAUACACGCGUCGCUCAGAGCAAUGACGAUGCAGUUCAUCAACAUGCCAAACUUGAAAGACGACGGUCUGAGUGACAAUCCAUGUCGGCCAACGGCAAUCUGGCUGGAUCCUGGCUAUGCGCUUCGUGUAGAUGACCCAUGGUAUUUGCCGGCGUUGUUGCAUGGCGAAAACGCUGACAAGCGACGGAAGCUGUAUGGUAACCCUCCUUCAGCAGCUGUGACGCAGAACAGGCAGUCCGUACGGACCAAGAUCCCCAACUGCCAAUGGAAGAGACAAGCCGGCGUGGCCGAUGAGGACUACGACGAUUGCGGUAAUCCCAAUCCCGAUGAUGCGGAAUAUGAAUGGAUUAACCCUCCGCAACCGGAAGGGCUCGGCGUCCACAACGAUCUCUCUCUUCCGAGGGACGUUCAAUAUAUCGAAGAUGACGGUGUCGAACGUGAAAGAACGGAUGAAGAGCUGUUCCGGGACUUUGGCCUGCUCGUGUGCCGGUCCAACGACUGUCUGGCGGAAUAUUCCUCUCUGGCAGGCGUACUGGCUGAUGUUGAUAUGGAGGACUUCGAUCCUACUUUCACAAUGAUGCCAGAUCACCACGACCCGCCAACACCGACCAGCUUCCUCGUCACCGACGAAGCCGGCCACACCACCACCAUGUACUGA
This is a messenger RNA of Cyphellophora attinorum, 1878 nucleotides long. RefSeq lists its product as uncharacterized. The record is from RefSeq and is a predicted model, not a curated record. Bases 1 to 1878 code for a protein of 625 amino acids. The transcript has 7 exons. NCBI's taxonomy places the organism in Eukaryota, Fungi, Ascomycota, Eurotiomycetes, Chaetothyriales, Cyphellophoraceae.